AUGACGGUACGACGAGGGGAUAAAGUGCCCAUCAGCAUUCAAGAGCACAUGGCUAUCAAUGUGUGCCCAGGACCCAUCCGGCCCAUCCAGCAGAUCUCAGACUACUUCCCCCGAUACACACCUUGGCCAGAGGGCACCCCUUCCCCCACAGGCCACCCCAAAAGCCUUUCACCCCUGGACAUACCACCUCGUGGAGCAGAGCCAGGGGAUGAUUCUACAGAAUUGGACAACUAUGACUCAGACGAUGACACUGCACUGGGAACCCUAGAAUUUGACCUUCUUUACGACCAAGAAAAUUGUAUCCUACAGUGCAGCAUCCUAAAAGCAAAGGGUUUAAAGCCAAUGGAUUUCAAUGGUUUGGCAGAUCCUUAUGUGAAGAUCCAUCUUCUCCCCGGAGCCUGCAAGGCUAAUAAACUCAAGACACGUACAGUAAGGAACAGUCUGAACCCAACAUGGAAUGAGAGUCUGACCUACUGUGGGAUUACACAGGAGGACAUAGGCAAAAAGAUACUGCGGAUCUCUGUGUGCGACGAGGACAAGUUGAGUCACAACGAGUUCAUCGGAGAAACUAGAGUUCCACUUCGUCGGCUAAAACCUGGGGAAAGAAAACACUUCAACUUGUGUCUGGAACGACAAAUCCCACUUGCAUCACCCUCCUCCAUGACUGCAGCUCUCCGGGGCAUCUCGUGUUACCUAAAAGAGCUGGAGCGCUGUCAGGAGUGGGAGCUGGAAGAGAGGGGACGGAUCCUGUUGUCCCUAAAGUAUAGUACAGAGAGUGGUGGGCUUGUGGUUGGGAUUGUACGCUGUGCCCACCUAGCAGCCAUGGAUGUUAAUGGAUAUUCUGAUCCCUACGUUAAAACAUACCUGAAGCCGGAUGUUGAAAAAAAGUCCAAACACAAAACAGCUGUAAAAAAGAAAACUUUGAAUCCAGAUUUUAAUGAGGAGUUCUUCUAUAAGAUUGCUCACCAUGAGCUGCAGCAGAGGAGCCUGGAGGUAACAGUGUGGGAUUAUGACCUUGGCAAAUCCAACGAUUUUAUAGGAGGCGUCACCUUCGGUAUGGCUGCCAAAGGGGAAUGUUUGAAGCAUUGGAUGGAAUGCCUUGCCUCCAUUAAUCAGAGGAUAGAACACUGGCACACGCUGACCAAUGAGCUUCCAGGAUCCAACUACACUGAAUAAGGAAUGAAGCGUUCUGAUUGGAAGAAACAGCAAAGGACCAAUAAGAGGACUCACAUGCACAAAAUCUGACACACACAUUAUACAAAACGUUUCUGCCUCAGCUGUGAAAACUCCAAUUUAUGCACUCUUUAAAGAUGUCUGUCCCUGGGCCCUUCAUGGCUUGUACGAAGCCACAAUACUGUUAGUUAGCUUGUGCUGCAGUGAGACACGCAUC
Molecule: messenger RNA, 1390 nt
Organism: Bombina bombina (fire-bellied toad)
Lineage: Eukaryota; Metazoa; Chordata; Amphibia; Anura; Bombinatoridae
Gene: DOC2A
Product: double C2 domain alpha
Exons: 10
Coding region: 1-1176 (391 amino acids)
Cellular component (GO): membrane
Source: RefSeq, a predicted model, not a curated record